AUGGAGUGGGGGAACGUGACAACAGAAGACUUGAUCGACGCAAUCCGCGAAGUCGACUGGUCAUCGCCGUCGCGCUCGAUGGCGGAGUUCUUCUCCAGAUUCACCGUCCCUAAGUCCUCUGGCACAUGGAAUAGCCGCCUCAAAUGCAAUCUCUACUACUAUCGCACGAAUUACUUCAUCAUGAUGGUUCUAAUUCUGGGGACCUUUAGUGAGAAGGUAACAAGAGCUGCGAGGCAAUUCUCUCCACAGUUAGCACCAAAGAUGCGUCCUCCUUUCACGAAUUCCGGCAUGUCUGGUGCAACCACAAUGUCCUCUAGCUUUUCAUUGGGAAGUUCAGGA
This is a messenger RNA of Linum tenue, 339 nucleotides long. The record is from the annotation of a GenBank genome assembly. Lineage: Eukaryota; Viridiplantae; Streptophyta; Magnoliopsida; Malpighiales; Linaceae.